This is a messenger RNA of Hypanus sabinus (Atlantic stingray), 3811 nucleotides long. RefSeq names its product ankyrin repeat domain 52a (gene ankrd52a). Gene Ontology annotation, cellular component: cytoplasm. NCBI's taxonomy places the organism in Eukaryota, Metazoa, Chordata, Chondrichthyes, Myliobatiformes, Dasyatidae. The record is from RefSeq and is a predicted model, not a curated record. Gene Ontology annotation, molecular function: protein binding.
GUUCAGAUCAUCGACAUGCUCAUCCAGUCAGGAGCUAAAGUCAAUGCGAAGGACAGCGCCUGGCUGACCCCACUGCAUCGCGCAGCAGCUUCUCGUAACGAGCGAGCUGUGAGCGUGCUGCUGAAGCACUCGGCCGAUGCCAAUGCCCGGGAUAAGUUCUGGCAGACUCCUCUACAUGUGGCCGCUGCUAACAAGGCUACCAAGUGCACUGAACUACUUCUGCCACUGCUCACCAACGUCAACGUGGCCGACCGUACAGGGCGGACAGCACUUCACCACGCUGCCUACAGCAGUCAUUUGGAGAUGGUACAGCUGCUGUUGAACAAGGGAGCUUGCGUCAGUUCCUGUGAUAAAAAGGAACGUCAACCCAUUCACUGGGCUGCCUUCAUCGGGCACCUGGACGUGAUGAAGCUGCUGCUAUCCCGUGGGGCAGUGCCAAGCUGUAAGGAUGUGAAGGGAUACACCCCACUGCAUGCGGCUGCCUCCAGCGGAAAGUUUGAAGUGGUGAGGUACCUGCUGAAGCUGGGUUUGGAGAUCGACGAGCCCAAUGCCUAUGGGAACACAGCCCUCCACAUUGCCUGCUACACUGGACAGGAUGCCGUGGCCAAUGAGCUGGUCAACUACGGGGCCAAUGUCAACCAGCCCAACCUCCUGGGUUUCACACCGCUGCACCUUGCUGCUGUCUCCACCAACGGAGCUCUGUGCCUGGAGCUGUUAGUCAACAAUGGGGCCGAUGUCAAUGUUCAGAGCAAGGAUGGGAAGAGCCCUUUGCACAUGGCUGCGAUCCACGGCAGAUUCACUCGAUCUCAAAUCCUCAUCCAGAAUGGCGGAGAGAUCGACUGCGCGGAUAAGUAUGGGAACACUCCUUUACAUGUUGCUGCUAGGUACGGCCACGAGCUACUGAUCAGUACCCUGAUGACGAAUGGUGCUGACACGGCCAGGAGAGGAAUCCAUGGGAUGUUCCCCCUGCACCUGGCCGUGUUGUACGGGUUCUCAGACUGUUGUCGCAAGCUGCUCUCCUCAGGCCAGACAUACAGCAUCGUCUCGUCAUUCAGUAACGAGCAUAUUCUGUCUGCUGGCUUCGACAUUAACACACCAGAUGACCUCGGCAGGACCUGCCUCCAUGCUGCUGCUUCAGGGGGGAAUGUUGAAUGUCUAAACUUGCUGCUCAGCAGUGGUGCUGAUUUCACAAGGGAGGACAAGUUUGGAAGAACUCCUUUGCACUAUGCAUCUGCCAAUGGCAGCUAUCAAUGUACGGCGACCUUGAUCACAGCGGGGGCCAGUGUUGGAGUCUCGGACGUCAGGGGCUGCACUCCAUUGCACUACGUGGCUGCUUCUGAGGCAUACAGAAGGAGUGACCACACCACACACAAUGAGGAGGAACUGCAGGAGACAGGAGAGAAGGAGGCCUUUUUCUGUAUGGAGUAUUUGCUGGACCAUGGAGCAGAUCCUUCCAUACCAGACAAACAAGGUUACAGUGCAAUACACUACGCUGCCUCCCAUGGGAGCAAGCAAGGCCUGGAACUGAUUAUGGAGACAGCCAUGGAUUGCUUGAAUGAAGGGGAAGGUGACUUCUCUGUGAGCCCUCUGCACUUGGCCGCAUACAGCGGGCACCAUGUGGCACUGGGUGUUCUGGUGGAGGUGCUGGGGACCCCAGAUGUGAGGGACUGCGAUGGACGCACACCUUUGUAUGUGGCCGCCAAGCGGGGCCACACAGAAUGCGUGGAAAUCUUGACCCGACAUGGGGCGUCUAUCCUGGUACCCGAAAGGCUCACCAAAGGGACACCGCUGCAUGCUGCAGCGGCAAGUGGUCACACAGACUGUCUGCAUGUGUUAAUUGAUAGCACUGAGGAUACUGACGUAUUGGACACGAUGGAUGCUCACGGACAGACAUCUGUCAUGCUGGCCGUGACGAACAGUCACGUAGAAUGCAUCCACCUGCUGCUGGAAAAGGGAGCAUCGACCGACACUGCUGAUAAACGAGGGCGGACAGCGCUUCACCGAGGGGCAGUGCAGGGAUGUGAGGAGGCAGUGGCAGCUCUCCUCGACCACCAGGCCUUCGCCCUCUGCCGGGACGUAAGGGGACGAACACCUUUGCACUUGGCUGCUGCCUCUGGCCACCCCGCUAUCCUGGAGGCUUUGCUGCAGGCAGCCCUCUCCACAGAUCCGUUAGAUUCCUUGCAGGAUUACAGCGGUUACACACCUCUGCACUGGGCCUGUUACAAAGGUCAUGAAGACUGCUUGGAAGUACUACUUGAACACGAAAUGCUGUCUAACCUCGGGGGAGAGCCUUUCACUGUGUUGCACUGUGCUGUAAUUAAUGGACACGACAGGACUGCUGAGAUACUGAUUGACGUUCUGGGUGCCAAGAUUGUGAACAGCCAAGAUGCCAAAGGAAGAACCCCUCUGCACGCGGCCGCCUUCUCCAACCGGUUGCACUGCCUGCUGCUGCUGCUCAGCCAUGGGGCCCAGGUGAACGCUGUUGAUCAGGCCGGGCGCACGCCACUGAUGUUCGCAGCCCAGAAUGGUCACUGCAAGAUUGUAGAGAUCCUGCUUCAGAGAGCUGGUGCGGAUUUGACGUUGCACGAUGUCAACAAGAACACAGCUCUUCAUCUGGCCUGCAGCAAGGGCCAUGAAAUGUGUGCCUUGUUAAUCCUUGGGCAGAUCUGUGACACUGGUCUCAUUAAUGCAACCAACAGUACGCUUCAGAUGCCUCUCCACAUCGCAGCUCGGAACGGGAUGUCCUCUGUGGUCCAAGCCCUCCUCAACCGAGGGGCAACUGUGCUGGCUGUGGAUGGGGAGGGACACACUCCGGCUCUGGCCUGUGCCCCCAACAAAGACGUGGCCGACUGCCUGGCACUGAUCCUGGCCACCAUGAAGCCUUUUCCCUCUAAGGACAGCGUCAGCUCAUUGGGCCUGAACCUGUUGAAGAACUGUGGCAUUCUGGCCAAAGCUGUGUCCUGUGACCAAGUCAGCGGCUUCGGGGCCAGUCCGCUGGGCCUGGACUCUUGUUACCCUGAGUGAUGGGGUGGGGGGGGGGGGGAGGGGAGCAGAGGCAAUGGCAGGGGCAGUAACUCCAUGCACUGAGGCCCUUGUUUUAACUAUUCAGGAGAUUACAGAGCAGGUUCCCUUGCCCAGCAUCACCCAAUUCCCCUUGCCACCCAUGGCCACGUGCUCCCCUUGCUGCCUGACCUCCACCACCAUCCUUCCUAUCAACCACCUCAGCACAGGUCUGUGUGAAGCAGAUGAAGCCCACGGACAUUUCAACAGGCAGGGAACAAAGCUGUACUAAAGUGGGUGCAUGUGUGUGUGUAUGUGUGUCCUGACGUUACCCACAGACUGUCUUCGUGUGUUCUGAAACUGACACCAAAGAGUGUGUGUGAGUGAGUGUGUAUGCACUGCUGUCCGCUCCACUAGCCCUCUCCGCUCCUCCCAUCUCUGCUCCAGAGUUUGGGGGUAGACGGAGGGCCCUCCAGGGUGUGGGGCAUAAGAGGAGUUUUGGAGAGGAUGGGGGCAUCAGGGGUGAAGGGGUUUUAGAGGGUGUCAGAGGUAUGUCCAGGAGGUGUUACCUACCUGGGGUCACUGAAUGAUUGAAUGUCCCCUCCCACCAGCCCCGGACUUUUAAAGAUAACCCCCCCCCCACCAUUUCCGCAUCAUAACCCUCACUGACCCACACUCUCAGUGUUGGUCCUGGGAUCCCUGACUGAAACCUGCCUGUGACCUCCUUGGGCUUUGAAUGACCUUUGAAGGUGUACAUAGUACCCUCCCCUCAGUUGACGACCACCCCCCCCCCCCCCCGUCCCCCCGUCCC